UCGCUGUAAGAUGGCCGGGCGGGGCGCCGCCAUCCCUGCGCAGCUAGCGGGGAGCGCCCGCCCCACGGGCUCCCCCAUGGCGGCGGCCCCCGUGGGGGGGGAGGCGGGGGGUAGGGAUAGGGCCCCGCGCCCCGUGCCCACUGUCCAGAGAGAAGAAUAUAAUGAGCAGAGCUCACUGUGACUUGGAACAGUGUGCGCAAGAGCCAGAGAAAUGGAAACAAAAGAACAUGGAUUGAAAUGACGAGACUAAGGAAAAUAGAGGACGAGAAAUGGAAACGGCAGAGUCAAUCAGAAUAACUUCAUGGGUGGUACAUUGGAUGAGGCGACGAGAAAAGAUCUUUUCACAGACACCUUCUGUAAAGUGUGCGGGGCUGUGCUGCAGUUUGAGUCACAAAGAAUUUCACAUUACGAGGGCAAAAAGCAUGCUCAGAAAGUUCGCCUUUAUUUUCAAAUGCGCAGUGAGCAAGAUGACGGACAAGAACCUGGCAAACAGAAGAGACCAGAUUGUGUGACCUUUCAGGUGGAUGGGAGUGGAGUAGUGGACAAAAACAAAUAUUGCAAUCUUUGCAACAUGAUUUUUACUUCUCCAGUUGUUGCUCAGUCUCAUUACCUGGGGAAAAUACAUGCCAAAAAGCUGAAGCAAUUAUCAGGAGACCAACCUCAAGUGCCUGCACAGAGCACUCAACCACAAACAGGUUCCCCCGCUGGUCCUUCUACAUCUCUGGCACUCCAGCAGCCCUCCGCUGAGAAGCCCUCCCAGGAUCCUAAUGUUGAAGAGUCCACAUCAUCCUCUAGCAUUGCUUUGGAUUUAAAUGAUCCAGACAAGUAUUGCAAGCUCUGCUCAGCUCCCUUCAAUAAUCCAUUGAUGGCCCAUCAACAUUAUGUUGGCAAGAAGCACAAAAGGAACGAAGCCCGGAAGAAGAUGAUGGCGGAGAUGGGAGAGGAAGCUGUUCCUGCGGAAUCCAGUGCAAAUGCAGUUGGAGUUGGUAACUACAUAUGUCCUAUAUGUAACAUCACUCUUACGUCUAUAGAAAUGUACCAGUCCCACAUGCAAGGAAAUAAACAUCAGAUUAAAGAAACCAUGGUUGUCAACCUCAUAAAGAAUUCCAAGAAAACAUACGACUCCUUUCAAGAUGAAUUAGAAGAUUACAUUAAAGUGCAAAAAGCUAGAGGACUAGAACCAAAAACAUAUUUCAGAAAAGCAGAGGAGGAAGAGUUUGAAAACUACGAGUUAGAAGCAGUAAAUGAUUGUGAUGAUAUUGUAUCUUCCAAUGUUACAUUGGAACAAGGACAGCAUUCCAUCCUCUUCUCAGAAACCUAUAUGUCAUCACAUGCUGUUGAAAACAGAUCGCUGUGCUGGUCACCAGCUCAUGAGAAUAGGCUAAGACUAGAAAACAUGGCUAAAGGUCAUGACAGCAAGGAAUAUUAUUCAGAAAUGCAAACACCUCAGGUGACCCCUUUCAAAGAUGACAGCUAUGGCCUAUCAUCUGCAGAAUCCAGUGACUGCUACAAACACAUCUCUUCUGAUAAUAGCACCCGCUCCUAUAGGAAAGGCCGAAAGCUUCGAAGGAAACAUGAAGAGGGGGAAAGACACACUGGGGAAGGAGAAGAGAAACACAACAAAGAAGCCACAAUGCAGAAGAAAAAGGAAAACAGUGAAGAGACAGAUUCUGGAAAGGACAGUGAAAUGCAAAAGCGAAGAAAGAUUGAUACAGAUUCAACUCACGAGAAAAAAUCAAAGCACAGUAAAGACAAAAGAAUUAAAGAAAUACCCACUGAGAAGGAGAGUAGAAAGCAUAAAAAGGAUAAAAGGAAACCACAGCCUGAUGGAAAAACAGAAGAAGAGAUACUUUGGGAUGAAUCGAUCCUGGGAUUCUAAUAGAGGUUUUGAUUAACUUUAUGAAGUCGGUAUUUUUUGUAGUCUCUCUUAACCAUGGGGUGUACUAUGUUAUGACUCAAUAAUUUUUGUCCCACUCUGUGGAAGCGAGAAAAAGCCUGACUUCUGAAACUAUUGGGUAGUAGAAAGUCUUAAAAACAAACAGAGAACGAUUCCUUCUAGAGAAGGUUCAACCUACAGCUAAAAGAAAAAUGAACUCACUUUGGCAGUCACUCUUGUCAGAUCAAAAGUUGGGCUGAAACGCCAUCUGAUAAAUUUUCAAUAAAUGCAGGAGCGUCUUCAUUUCAGAGAGUUACAGGAAAAGCACGUAACCAGCUUUGCUGCUGUUCCAUGACGAGCUGCACGUGAUAAACUGCAGCAGCAAGUUAGGCCUAAAUUCUCGACUUGUGAUUUUGGGGUGUCAAACUUGGAGACCUCUUAAAGGGCCCUGAUUUUCAGAGAAUGCCGAGGACUUGCUCUCUCAAAAUCAGGCUCCAUUAAGGUGUCUCAAGUUGAGCACCCAGAAUCACUACUUGCUUUUGGAACACGUAGAGCUUCGUGCGCCAGCUCUUUCACCUCUAGAGAUAUGGUUGUGUCCCAAGUCAAACUGAACUGGCUGGUCUCAUCUUAGAAUGUGAAAUUCUCUGCUGCACAAACAGGCCGCCUCCUCUAAAGAGGGAAAGGAGGGAGUAUUGCGUGUCAGGACUGAAGUAAUGGGCAGACCCAUGCUGUGAAACUUGCACCAGGCCUUUCUGCUCAUGCAUAGUGCUUUCCUGUGCCUGCCUAGCCCGCUCUCAACUUCAACACCAUUUUUAAUCAGUGUGCUUAACAAGUCACCUGCCACACGAUCCCCUCCACAUACAGCCACACUGGUGGUGGCUUCAUUCACAUUAUCUCAUUAAGGCCCCACUCCCACAAGGUACUGAGUGACUACAAUCCUGCCUGAAGUCUUCACCCAAGUACAGGACUACUCCAACAAGAGAUUAGCAGAUGAAAGAAAACAAUCUCUCAUCCUAAGGAAAGAGGAGAGCUCUGGGCAGACCUCACACAUCAACCACACUCCUCUCUCUCUCUCUCUGCUGUCUCCUCAGCCGUUCCUGUGGCAAAGGUGUUAUGUAGGCUAACACGUGCAAAGCUAUACACACAGUGUGCAGCUUGGCUGUAAGGAGUGGGUGCUUGCAAGGCAUCAGUGGGCCUAUGAAAAUGAGCUUCCCACCACUUGCUGUGCUAUGCUUGCUGGCUUGGUUUGUCGCAUUCAACAUUGAAUAAUGCUGGUGCCUGCCUAUGGAGGUAUGGUGUACAGAGCAGAGAAACAACACAGGGGAGAGGCUAUCUCAGCAUCCCAGAUGAGUUGCCCAACUUUCUACCUAAUUCUUCUGAGAACGUUAAUCCAGAUGAUCUCAUUGGUCCACCAAGCAACAACCCUCUUUCCAGUCCCUAGUUGAGACUCACUUCUUCAGUUGUGCCCUCAAGAAAUGAGCAAACAAUUAUAUCUACGGUACUCCGGGGGAAGUUCUGUGCCAAAAAUUUAAAAAUUAUUUUAAAAGUCUGCAUAUUUUAUUUGUCAAAAUAACACAAUAUAAUCCCACCAGUUGCAAUUAUUUUUGGUCAUUUAUUUCAAAAUACCAGUCAGCAAGU
Molecule: messenger RNA, 3514 nt
Organism: Chrysemys picta bellii (western painted turtle)
Lineage: Eukaryota; Metazoa; Chordata; Testudines; Emydidae
Source: RefSeq, a predicted model, not a curated record